Malania oleifera is the source of this 2181-nucleotide messenger RNA. RefSeq lists its product as uncharacterized. Lineage: Eukaryota; Viridiplantae; Streptophyta; Magnoliopsida; Santalales; Ximeniaceae. The transcript has 4 exons. Gene Ontology annotation, cellular component: membrane. Gene Ontology annotation, molecular function: transmembrane transporter activity. The coding region runs from base 552 to 1955 and encodes 467 amino acids. The record is from RefSeq and is a predicted model, not a curated record. Gene Ontology annotation, biological process: transmembrane transport.
AACGGAUUCCAGAUACAGGCACGAACGCAGACAAGCUUCCCACGAAGGUAGCAGUUGCCACGCUCAACCGCGAGUUGGAUAUAUUCUAGAAUAACUGUUAAUUUAAUCCUUCCAAUGAAAUUCAGACAAUAGACAGAUCCAUCCCAUGAUCCUCGCGAGUCCCAUGUUUGUCAAAUUCACCUUAUAAAAGUCAAACUUCUCAAUUAUUUCAAAACUCCCUCGCUAGAGAGAGAGAGAGAGAGAGAGAGAGAGAGACUUCUCCGUCCAAUGUUGUCCCCUUCACAAUUUUUUAUGGGUGAGUACAUCAUCUGUGCAUCCGCAAAUAUACAAAUCGUUUGAAUAUUCUUUAAGGGGAAUGCCGGAUGUGUCCUGGGGACUUUGAGGUCAAGUGCGUCUCUGGUGGAUGCCCCACUCCCAGAUCCGCCAUGGUUGCGAGCUACGAACCUGUCCCAGUUUUGUUUUGAAGGAGUUGAUUGAUGGGCCUUGUUCGGACAUCGUGAUAGUGUUGUCUUCUUCAAUCUCCACCUCUUUUUCCCACGCAUCAGGAAGCCAUGAAAACAAAAAGGAUUUUUGGGAUAUCUCUUUCUCUCAUUCUCAUCAAUUUAGCCUCUAUAAUGGAGCGUGCUGAUGAAAAUCUCCUCCCAUCUGUUUACAAAGAAGUCAGUGAAGCUUUCAGUGCUGGUCCAUCUGAUCUGGGGUAUCUUACAUUCAUACGGAACUUCAUACAGGGGAUAUCAUCGCCCUUGGCAGGUGUACUGGUUAUUAGCUAUGACCGUCCUACAGUGCUUGCAAUGGGCACGGUGUGCUGGGCCUUAUCGACAGCUGCAGUGGGUGCUUCCCAGCAUUUUCUGCAAGUUGCUUUUUGGAGAGCAGUUAAUGGAUUUGGACUUGCGAUUGUCAUACCAGCACUCCAAUCUUUUAUUGCGGAUAGCUAUAAGGAUGGGGUGAGGGGGACUGGAUUUGGUUUACUCAACCUUAUUGGUUCCUUGGGUGGAAUAGGAGGUGGUGUCCUGGCAACCGUUAUGGCAGGUCAGCAAUUUUGGGGAAUACCUGGAUGGCGUUGUGCUUUCGUUAUGAUGGCAACAUUGAGUGCACUAAUCGGCUUCCUAGUAUUUUUGUUUGUUAUUGACCCAAGAAGAACAAGUAGCAUUACUUAUGAUGUUGGGGAUGAUUCUGAUAGGGCUGAUUUAAUUGAUAAAAGCAAUUCCAGGACCAAAUCACUUUGGUUGGAGUCUUGGACGGCUAUGAAAUCUGUUAUGAAAGUGCGAACAUUCCAGAUCAUUGUCCUGCAGGGCAUUGUUGGUUCACUUCCAUGGACUGCCAUGGUGUUCUUUACCAUGUGGUUCGAACUAAUUGGCUUUGAUCAUAAUAGUGCAGCAGGCCUCCUAAGUCUUUUUGCCAUUGGAUGUGCCAUGGGUUCCCUCCUUGGUGGAUUGAUAGCAGAUCGAAUGUCAAACAUCUACCCGCACUCUGGCCGUAUCAUGUGUGCACAAUUCAGUGCCUUCAUGGGCAUCCCAUUCUCAGUAUUCCUACUUACAUUGAUCCCGCAGUCUGUUGGCAGUUGGUCCACAUUUGCUGUCACCCUCUUUUUCAUGGGCCUAACUAUUAGCUGGAACGCUACUGCUGCAAAUGGCCCAAUGUUUGCUGAAGUCGUCCCUGUCAAACACCGGACCAUGAUCUAUGCAUUUGAUCGUGCUUUUGAAGGAUCCUUCUCAUCUUUUGCUGCUCCUAUGGUGGGGAUUCUUUCAGAGAAAAUAUAUGGCUAUGAUCCAAAGUCUGUCGAUCCAGUUUCAGGGUCUGUGCAAGAAGCUUUUGCACUGUCAAGAGGACUUCUUUCAAUGAUGGCAGUUCCAUUUGGCUUAUGUUGCCUGUUUUACACACCGCUGUAUUUCAUUUUCAGGAGGGACCGUGACAAUGCUAAAAUGGCCAGUGUGAAAGAGCAAGAGCAGACAUGAGAAGAUCCUCGUUUAGGUUGCAUAAUUGUUAAAUCUUCCGAGAAGCUCUACUGAUGUUUUUGCAGAGUCAAUCAAAUUCCUCCAUUGAACAGUAUAAUCUGGGGGAUUUAGCUCUGCAGCGUUUGCUGUCUCUUCUUCAAGCAAUUUGGUAAAGAGAGAUUUAAAACCAGCCUGAUCUGAUGUAAAAAAUUCUUCUAUAAAAGAGUCUUUUCCCCGUUGACAUUAA